Myxocyprinus asiaticus (Chinese sucker) is the source of this 14886-nucleotide messenger RNA. Its product is annotated as BICD family-like cargo adapter 1. NCBI's taxonomy places the organism in Eukaryota, Metazoa, Chordata, Actinopteri, Cypriniformes, Catostomidae. Gene Ontology annotation, biological process: vesicle transport along microtubule; Golgi to secretory granule transport. The record is from RefSeq and is a predicted model, not a curated record. The transcript has 10 exons. The coding region runs from base 346 to 2169 and encodes 607 amino acids.
GCGAGGGGCGACGAUAAUGGGGAAUAACCGGGACCCCGGUGCUUUGGAGUGGACACAGCGACUGGACGGUGAUCGUCAGGGGGGUUCACGUGAAGAGCAAACGCCGUGGGAUUGUUUUGAAACGAUUUGAAUGGCUUGAUGGAUUUUAUUGAGGGAAGCGACCAAUUGAUUGGCAUUGGAUAUACGACUUCAGACCUCAUAUAAGCUACUGGAUACGAUUUAAUCCAACGUUAAUCAAUUUCAAUGGCGUUAUCGUCGACCCAGAGCCAAACAGGUCACCGGGACCCAGGACUGAAGCGGGUUCACCGGGUUUAAACCGCUCAAAUCUGUCGUUUGUUUCCGGCGAUGUCCGCGUCCUGCCUCGAUCUGCGCAGCGUGAUUUCAGCACCACCGCACCUGGACAGCGACCGCAUGGAACGAACCCUCGAUCCUUCACCAGACACCGAACAUCAGAGCCGCACGCUGCUACACACCGCUCCCCGGGGGCUCGGCAUGGCUCUGGAGGAAGAGCUGGCCAUGCUCACCGGGGAGCGGGACGAGGAUGUUGAGGUAUCCGCCUUAGAGACACCUGUGAACGGGCAGGACUCGGACCUACUGGCCCUCUUCCGACAGAAAGAGAAGGACCUGGUGCUCGCUGCUAAACUGGGCAAAGCUCUACUUGAACGAAACCAAGACCUCACAAAGCAAUAUGAGAAAAUGACCAAGGAUUUAAACGACAAACUAGAGCUCUUGGAACAGGAAAAGCAUGAGUUGCGGCGUCGUUUGGAGAGUCGCGAGGGUGAGUGGGAAGGUCGGGUGGCAGAACUGGAGACAGAUGUGCAACACCUGCAGGGGGAGCUGGAGAGGCAGCAGGUGCAACUGCGCGAGGCCGAUCGCGACAAGAGUCGCGCAAUCAGUGAACUGUCAGAACAGAACCACAGACUACUGGAGCAGCUCAGCAGGGCUGCCGAGGUGGAGAAGCAGUUAUCUACUCAGGUCCAUUCAUUACGAGACGAUUUCAGAGAAAAGAGCAUUUCCACAAACCAACACAUGACACGGCUCGAGACCCUACAGGCCGAGAUAAAGAUGUUGUCAGAGCGUAAGCAGGAAUUGGAGCGACGUGUGAACGCUGUUCUGGAGAAAAACGAACAACUUCAGAGCACAGUGGACGACCUGAGAGAGAGAACGCUGGUGCUGGAAAAACAGUGUCACGAGAAAAACUUACAGCUGCGCCAGAGUCAUUUGGAACUGCAGGAAGUGCGCUUGUCUCACCGGCAGUUGAGUGCUCGUCUAGAGGAACUGACGGAGGAACGGAGUCUACACGGCUUCAGUCCGAACCCUAACAGCCUCCUCUGUGAGAUAGAACAGAGUAUGGAGCAGGAGGAGAUGGAGCAGGAGAGAGAACAGUUACGGUUGCAAUUGUGGGAAGCCUACUGUCUGGUGCGCUCCAUCUGCUCACAGCUCAGAGGAAAUGACAUCACAGACUCCGCCCUGUCCACAGACUCAUCCAUGGACGAGUCUUCUGAGACGCUGUCGGCUAAAGAUGUCCCCACGGGUAGUUUACACGCCAGUCUGCUGGAGCUGCGCAGACUGACGCAAAACCUGCUGGAUGGCAAUGAAUCUACGGGUUCUCGUCGCAGUGAUGAAGAGGUUCUUGAGGAGCAGGUUCGUAAACUCGGCGAGGAGCUCCGAGAACUCCGAGAACUGUACGAACAAGAACAGGAAAAAACACGCAACAGCCAGGAGGAGGUGCUACAGCUCCAUAAUCAGGUGGCGCUGCUCUCAGUGGAAGUUUCUUCUUCGAGAGAAGAGAACGAACGGAUGAGUGCGAUGAUGGAAGUGCGAGAACCCAACGAACAGUUACAGAGCGCCAUACGAGACCGAGACGAAGCCAUCACCAAGAAGAAAGCGGUAGAGAUGGAGCUGGCGAAGUGUAAGAUUGACAUCAUGUCUUUGAAUAGUCAGCUGUUAGACGCGAUACAGCAGAAACUAAACCUGUCUCAGCAGUUAGAAGCCUGGCAGGAUGACAUGCACAGAGUUAUCGAUCAGCAACUGAUGGAUAAACAUCAGGAGGAGUGCAGAGAUUCUCCAUACUCCUUCAGCGGAUCGCGAGGAAGAGCCCCUUCCAGACGAACACUUCGCCUCUCAGAUGGAGACAAACGCCUGUUUUCAUUCUUCAAGAAGAACUGAGAGAGAAAGAAAGAAAGAAAGAAAGAAAGCUAAAUCAGAAAAUCAGUGGUUCUCAACUAGUUUUGCUUCAGGAUCCACAUUUUACAUUGGACAUCAAGUAAACAUAAAUUUCCCUAAAAUCAUAAACUGAAAUUAAUACAUUUGCUUAAUAUUGGUUCCUAAAUAAAUUUUUUCUGCUUUCUGUCCCUCGUUUAUUUAAAAGAAAAGCAAAAAUCAUGGUUCCAUUGAGGUACUUACAUAAACGCUAAAAUACUCACCGUUUCAAAAGUAUAGCCACAAGACAUAAACAUUAUAGAUGUUAACAGGAUUUCACAGAUGUUAACAGGAUUUCACAGGCGUUACAGUGUUUACCAGAUUACAAUGUUUACAGUCAUGACAACCUACACAGAAAAGGUUAAGUGAUUUUAUCACACUAAAAUCAUGUUAACAUGCAUAUUGUUUAAGUCUUGUGGCUGUACUUUUGAAACGGUGAGUAUUUUAACGUUUAUGAAUUGGCCCCAUUGACUUCCAUUGUAAGUGCCUCACUGUAACCCAGAACACAGGAAAAGAGGGAUGAGUCCAAAUUCAUUUUUGUGGUAAUCAACAUUAUGCCACAAAUGCUGUCGAUUGAGCUAAACUUGAAUUUCUUUAAAAGCUGAUAAACCUAUGCAAGAUUCAGUGGUUAGUUAUAUGUUAUUAUUUGUAUUUAGCAUUGUUCUCAUCUCAUGACUCUUCGGCCUGCCAGUUGAGAGCCACUGAUCUAAAAGACAGAGUCCUCUGCAGGCUUUGAGCCAUUUUGCACUUUAUCUGCACCCACAAUCCUCACUCAGAAAGUUGAAAGAGAAAUCCUUUGAGAAAGACAGCCGUCAGGCCGUUAUCCUCCGCUCUGAUAGGUUAAAGCUCUGAAUCAGGAUCAGUUCAACAGGGUUCAGAGAAUUCUCCAGUCCUAUCAGAGUUCGGUUUCCCGCGUGAGUGCCUCAGAAUGAUUUCCCUCACCUCACUGCCAGAGAUUCAACACGGAGGCACAGCCGCUCUGACUAAUCGAGGGAUUCGCUAGAGACUGAACUCAGGAUGAACUAGACAAAGGGUUUUUAGGAUGCAUAUUUUGAGGAUCAACAGGUUGUAGGUUACAGUUAAUAUUUAACAUUGCAACAUCUAAGUCAGAGUCCAGCUAAAAACACUCUGCUCUUUAGUUCAUACACAAAAUCAGUACACCGAGGACAUUUUGAAAUAAGAUGUUUAUGUAAUUACUAACCGUUUAAAAACCAAAGGACUUAGGAGAAUGUUUGUCAGCAUCACUAAUAGUGCCAAAUGGAAUUGAACUCUAUCUCCAUAAACAGAUAGUCCCGCCCCAAACGUACGCCAUUGGUUGAGCCAACAUUGCCGUGUUGGGCUGGUUGUGAUUGCAUCACCUUCAAAUUAUAAAAGCAUGUAACAUACUCUAAAGAUAAUAAUCUGUUGCUAUUAGUGUACAUUUGUCUUUACACACAAAUGGUACCAGCUUCUCACUGAUAUGGAAAUGUUCCAGCUGCUUUAAUGAUAAAAAAAAAAAAGUCCCUCUUUGACAAUUUGUGAUGUGAAUGAACCAAAGAGCAGAAGUGUUUAGUUGUAAUUCUGUGGCUGUAAAAACAACACAGCAUCAGACUUUAGUGUCAGUUUGAUAAAACAGUGUCUAAACAUAUGAAACUGUGGCUAGGUUCGGAAUGGAAUACUAGCAUACUGCUUACUAUGGAGAAUACUGUAUAGUCCAAUUAAAUAAUGAGUCAAAACAUACAAAAAAAUUAAUAAAAUCAAAUAAAAUUGACAGUUGAUACUGUCUCCAGAUUAAUUUGUCAAAUGGAACGUCGAAAGCAUUGCAUUACUGGACAUUUUGGCAAAUGUAGUGGGUCACGCAGGUAGAGAAAAUUUGCACACUGUUCUGCAUAUUGCAGAAAUAGUAUGGUAGUAUGCUAUUCCGCACAUAGUCCAGGUCAAUUUUCGGAUGUACUGUCUCCUGCCCUGUUAGAUUGGACAAUUCAGCCUAUGAGAAUGAAGGGAGCACUUGGUCAUGAGCUGCGAUUGGAUGUUUUUUCUGUCUUUCAAACUUGGUACCUGUCACCUUUGUGUGUGUUUUGCGUGCGUGUGUGUGUGUGUGUGCGCGUGCGCGCGGGGUUUUGGGCAGAUUUUGAGCAAUGCUAUGCAGCUGUCUUCUCCUCUCGUGCCGAGGUGAUUUUAGGUUCGGCGAAUCCCAAAGAAUGAUUUUUUUAUACAUACUAAGACACAGAUAGGUUUGGAAUAUAUUUGUAAAUGUAUAACUUUUGAAUGAUAAAUCAUCACUUUUGUAGAACAAUCCACAUGGGAGCGUUUGUCUGUCGGUGUAGUCUGAUUUGUUAAUGUUUUUGGUCCGGUUCUGCUGUCUGAUUUAUAGUUGAAUGUAAACGGCCUGAUUCAAGAUCAAAACUGCAGCAGGAAACCUUCAACUUACACCUCUGAUACUCAUAAUCCAGACUGAAUAUAUCAUGCUGCUCUUAUUGGUAUAAUCUGUAUUGAUCAUCAGUACAUGAUUAUUAAUCAAAUCUGUACGGGAGGUGCCAUUCCAGGUCUGUAGCUGUUAUGAAUUAAUGCUACGGAUGGGACGAUAUGGUUAUCUCAUGAUUUGGUUCGAUAUACGAUAUGAGGUUCACUGUUCGAUAGAACAACACUUAAAUGACAAAACAUUACAGAUUUUUUUUUCUUCGUUUCUGAAAAUAUGUUUGAGAAAAAUGCUCAUUAUAAUUUAGCAUCGAAAUAAAGUUCUUUAAUACACAAUAUAAAUGCUCAAAGUUUAAAUAAUAAGAGUUGCUCAUAUACCUUUCUCUAUAAGAGAUCACAAACAAAUAAGCUUUCAAAAAUAGUUGGCUACAUCCAGGCUGAUCAGGUGCAGAACAAGCAAUAGAACUGAACAGAACAUGUCCUGAAAAAAAUAUGCGAAAGUGUAUAUUUAUAUUUUAAUAAUUUGUUUGUCAUCAUUAUAUAAUCAAAAUGUAACUUUGUACAAUACAAAAAUUCUACAUUAUAUUAAUAUGAUAUCGUGAAAUUGUAUAUUUAAUAAUGAUAUGAGCUAUCACUGUUUGAAAUAAUGUGUACAAUUUACAAGUAAUUACAUUGAGUUUACUUUAAUUUGUAUAAGAAAUGCUAAAAAGGUUACUGUCACUUUAAGGGUUCAACAAGCAUCUCAGUGUUCUGGUUUAGCGGACAUUAACGAGAAUCUCUCCUUUCUUUAGCACAUCCAUGCUGUGUGAGAUUAAAAUUAAUAUUUCUUUUUACUUUUUUAUCUGACUGUAAAGAACAGAAAGGAUAUUAAGACAUUUAUUCAAUGAAAGUGGAGUCACCUAAUUUUGAUGGACACACACUACACGGAGGAAACGAUCCGCUUCAGUCUCAAGCACUUUUCAUCAAAACAAGGCGACUUUCCAGGUAUUCCAGUACUUAUAUUUCUAAAAGCUAAAUUCAAGCACUUUAAGGACCUUGUGUGAACCCUGUAAACAGUGUAGAAAAAAGCGAAGCAGGUGUAAAAUCAAGCGAUAGAGAGAAAUUGAUGUUUGACGGGUCAUUUCAUUUAUGAUCACAUGGACAGAAAACAAUGUUGCAAAUUUCGAAAUAUCGAGUUAUGCCAAAGUCUUUCUAGCAAGUCAGUCCACUGCCGGCCAUCUUUGGAAAGCUCCCAGGACAGUGCAGCUCCUAUCUACUUGAAUGUCAAAAUCAUAGAAUUUUCAAGAAGAAUGUACAUGUAGCUCCAGGCAGAGCUCCAAUAAGGGGCAGGGGCUCCAAACCGCCAGCAAAGAUAUAGGGAGCCCCUAACCUAACCCAACCAUUUACCUAACCCUAACUGUGAGUGGAAGUGACACCCCCUUUUGGAGUUGGCACAACCUCCUUUUGUAGUAACCCCGCCCCCAUCUGGAGUAACCCCGCCCUCUUUUGGAGAUCACCGGCCUGCAGUUAUACCUACUUGAUUUCAAUCUCACGUAAACACAGUUUUCUUCCAUUGUCGGAUAUUUUAAAUAAGCAGAUUUUGGUUGUUAUCAGCCUAUUGGUGUGCAUGUAAACGAGCUCAUUGACAGUCAAUGGAUGAACCAUAUGCUGUUGUAAUACAAGUACAUCAAGCAUUACUAAUACACACUGUUAAGGUUUAAUUCUUCCAGUCGACUGAAUCAGACAGCAGCCGCAGACCGGACCCUUUUUGUAUUAACUGUCUUUUCUGUUCUAUACAUAAAUCACAUUUCAGUAUCCUCCUGUUCUUUCAUUUCUUUAGAUUAUUUUCUGUGCAUUUUACACACUGUUCUGUGAAUGUCUUGUGUUGACUACUAUCUGUCCUUUUGCCAUUUAAACACUGUUUUUGGAAGUCUCUCUGCUGUGUCUUCAAUCUGUGUGGUGUUCUGUGAACAGCUCAAUUUUUCACGUCUCCCAUUUCGAGUAGGCUGCAUCCAAAUUUGCACACUUAUAGUACUAAACACUAAAAGUAUAUACUUUGCUACUGAUGGGAAAGUACCUUUCACUAUGUAGUAAGAUGGUAUGAAAUUCAAAAAUCCACCCAAAAUGAUAACACCAUGUAACAAAUUAUAUAUUUUUUUUUGUUCCUGGGUAGUAAGUGUUAUUUCCUAAUUGCUUAUGCCACAAAAGUAUAGAAAAUGGCUAUUAUUCCCCACAAACUUUGCUUUUGUGGCCAGGACAGUGAUAUUUUGAAAUUUACCUAUUUUCCAGAACAUUCCAGAUAGAUUCAGUGCUGAGUAAAUUUGGAGUAACUUCUAGAACUUUCUAGAACUUUCCAGUAAUAUAAAUAGUAGUAUAAAUACAGGGGCCUUAAGCCCACCAGUUCAGUUUAGUUCCAGCUAAGUGGAUACAUAUCAAGACCUUGCUGGACGCCUUGAAGUAUGAUGAGUACGGCUGGGAGGUCAUAAGAGACUUCAAAAUGGUGGCAUUCCUGAUGGGUCUCCAAGGUGGUUUUACCAAGUUUCCCUGCUAUCUUUGCCUUUGGGACAGCAGGGACACCAAGGCGCACUACUACAGGCGGGACUGGCCACAGCAGUCCGAGUUCUAUGAGGGGAGGAACAACAUCAAGUGGGAGCCACUGGUGGACCCCCGGAAGGUGCUGAUGCCACCACUGCACAUCAAAUUGGGCCUUAUAAAACUAUUUGUCAGAGCUCUAGAUAAGGAGUCCACAGCCUUCAAGUACCUUCAAGACUUCUUCCCUAAGCUGUCAGAGGCAAAGGUCAAAGCCGGUGUCUUCGUCGGACCACAGAUAAAGAAGAUCCUGGAGUGCAGUGAAUUCCCCAAGAAGCUCACUAGUAAGGAGAAUGUGGCUUGGAACAGCUUUGUCGCAGUGGUUCAGGGCUUCCUGGGCAAUCACAAGGCUGAAAACUAUGUGGAGCUGGUUGAGACUGGUGAAGAGCUGCGGCACAAUGGGCUGUAGGAUGUCCCUCAAAGUCCAUAUCCUUGAUGCUCAUCUUGAUAAAUUCAAGGAGAACAUCCGAGCGUACUCGGAGGAGCAAGGCGAGCACUUCCAUCAGGAUAUACUGGACUUUGAACGCCGCUAUCGAGGACAGUAUAACGAGAACAUGAUGGGAGACUACAUUUGGGGGCUGAUUCGUGAAAGUGAUUUACAGUAUAAUCGUAAAUCUCAAAAAUCUACUCGCUUCUAAAUCUUUUGUAGUCAUUUUUGUAUUACUUUAGUAUAAAUACAUGUUAAUUUGGAUUCAUAAGUUGUUUUUGUCUGACUUUAUGUGAAUGAAAAGACACAAAUGCACCCAUUUUCUCAUUGGAAAUAGGUACAUUUCAAAAUAUCACUGUCCUGGUCACAAAAUCAAAGUUUGUGGGGAAUAAUAGCCAUUUUCUAUACUUUUGAGGCAUAAGCAAUUAGGAAAUAACACUUACUACCCAGGAACAUAAAUUGUGUUACAUAGUGAUCCACCUUGAGCCAGGGACGUAAUUACCAUGGACAAUGAGGGGGACAUUUAACCAUAUUGCUCAAUAAAUGUGCAUUUUUCAAUCAGAUUCUUAAUUUAACCUUUGGUCCUUUUGGAUACCUCCUUGCCUUUGGCAUAUUAUUUUUAACCUACUAUGAUUUGGGACGCACUAAUGCACUUUUUUAGACAGUAUGUGACUUGGGACAUUUCCAUAAAUGCCACCAGUCUCUCAAACUAGAAGUACUUCCUUUAUAGCUCACCAUAGAGUGGAUGCAUUUCUUUAAAUUUCCUUCAACAAGAUCACAAGAUAUUCCUUAAACUAUUUUCACUGGAAAUUUCAAGUUUCAAGUAAUCCUCAUGGUCAGAUUGGUGUGAUGGUUAAAUAAACGACUCAAAUACCUUCUUUAAAAAAUAACAGAAACAAAUUGAAUGAUAAAAAAUGUGGGUAAAUAAUAUUUUGUAAAGCAAAUAUGGCUCACCAGCCUUUCAUUAGUGCCAUGUUUACUUCCUUUAAUGCACUGACAGAUAUUCAGAUGUAAUACAGUCUACUAAAAUCUAUUACUACUAUUAUAACACAUACUAUUGUUGCAGUGAAACUAUCAUAAAUGGCUGCUAAAAUUACAAUUCAAACCUCAAUAUAUUUGAGCAUAUAUGUUAAAAACUGUUGAGAGUAUUAGCUUAAUAUUGCUAGCUGGAACAAAUAAACUGUCCAUUACUGAAAUAAAGUAUGUGAUUAACAAAUUACAAAACAAAUGAUUAUAUACAGUUAAUGUUUUGCCUUUUGAAAUAUUCUUUACUUCCAGGCAAAGUGUGCAAACAAAAUUGUUAAUAUGUACAUUUGUUGGUAAUACUCUGGUAAACACAUGUAAAUAGGCCAGAUUUCUACUUGUUUUCAGAGUAUGUGCUAUUUAUACUUAUAGUCAUAAGUACAAGUAAGCCGAGUGUGAAUUUUUCUAAUUACCAAAUUCUUAUUUUUCCAGUGGAUUCAUCACAUACUAAGUUAUAUACAAAUGCAAACAUAUUUCAGUGUUUAAAAAGCUUCCACGUGGAAUGCACUGUGACGUAUGAAAAUAAAAAUGUUUCUCAAUUAUCAGUUCUUUCGGUUAUAAAGUGUGAGGAGAGAAUCUUUGCAAGCCUGCAAUAAAUAUUAAAGAAGAGACAUUGUAAACUGACAUGGGUUCGACAUUUAAUAAUAAUUAUUAAUAAAGAAGCUGACAAAAGGGUUUGUGUCAAAUAUGAAUUCUUUUAAAAUAUUUAUUAAUGAUUUCAUUAAUAAAGGGGAGGUCCAUUAUACAUUUCUCUUCUCCAGUGUGUGAUAUAACCACAGCUGAAAAGUGUUUCAGCCUGCACAGUUUGCAUGAACAUGUAAUAUGUUGUGUGCGCACGUAUAUGCACAUUUAUACGAUGAACAGAAGUCACAUAACUUAGUUGAAAUUGGCUCAAAGCACUUCUACAGCUUGUGUUGUUUUUUGGCAUACUGAAUUAAUAAUUUUUAUACUGGGUUUGAAUAUAAAAAUGACCACAGAACUGGACAAUCAUCCAUCUGUUCUGAUAGAUCAAAAAUAUGUCCAUUUUAAAAAUAUCAAGAAACCUGUAUGGGCCAUUUUACACCCCAAAAUCAAAAGACAAAUAUAUUUUUAAAAAUUGCUUAAAGAAAAAUGAAGCCUAUAUUCAGGAUUAGUAAUACUUUUUGCAUUGUGACUUUAUUUUUUAUAACUGGGUGAUUCUCACAAAACCAGUCAAGAAAAUGUCCUGGUCAUAUUUAACCCAAAAUAAAAAAUAAAAUAAAAAUCACACACACAUACAGUUGAAGUCAGAAGUUUACAUACACUUAGGUUGAUGUUAUUAAAACUUAUUUUUUAACCACUCCACAGAUUUCAUAUUAGUAAACUAUAGUUUUGGCAAGUCGUUCAGGACAUCGACUUUGUGCAUGACACGGGUAAUUUUCCAACAAUUGUUUACAGACAGAUUGUUUCACUUUUAAUGGACUAUAUCACAAUUCCAGUGGAUCAGAAGUUUAUAUACACUAAGUUAACUGUGCCUUUAAGCAGCUUAGAAAAUUCCAGAAAAUGAUGUCAAGCCUUUAGACAAUUAGCUUCUGAAAGGAGAUGUACUGAAUUGGAGGUGUACCUGUGGAUGUAUUUUAAGGCCUACCUUCAAACUCAGUGCCUCUUUGCUUGACAUCAUGGGAAAAUCAAAAGAAAUCAGCCAAGACCUCAGAAAAGAAAUUGUGGACCUCCACAAGUCUGGUUCAUCCUUUAUUAAUUUCCAAACGUCUGAAGGUACCACGUUCAUCUGUACAAACAAUAUUAUGCAAGUAUAAACACCAUGGGACCACGCAGCCAUCAUACAGCUCAGGAAGGAGACGCAUUCUGUCUCCUAGAGAUGAACGUAUUUUAGUGUGAAAAGUGCAAAUCAAUCCCAGAACAACAGCAAAGGACCUUGUGAAGAUGCUGGAGGAAACAGGUAGACAAGUAUCUAUAUCCACAGUAAAACGAGUCCUAUAUCGACAUAACCUGAAAGUCUGCUCAGCAAGGAAGAAGCCACUGCUCCAAAACCACCAUAAAAAAGCCAGACUACAGUUUACAAGUGCAAAUGGGGACAAAGAUCUUACUUUUUGGAGAAAUGUCCUCUGGUCUGAUGAAAUAUAAAUGGAACUUUUUGGCCAUAAUGACCAUCAUUAUGUUUGGAGGAAAAAGGGUGAGGCUUGCAAACCGAAGAACACCAUCCCAACUGUGAAGCAUGGGGGUGGCAGCAUCAUGUUGUGGGGGUGCUUUGCUGCAGGAGGAACUGGUGCACUUCACAAAAUAGAUGGCAUCAUGAGGAAGGAAAAUUAUGUGGAUAUAUUGAAGCAACAUCUCAAGACAUCAGCCAUGAAGUUAAAGCUCGGUCACAAAUGGGUCUUCCAAAUGGACAAUGACCCCAAGUAUACCUCCAAAUUUGUGGCAAAAUGGCUUAAGGACAACAAAGUCAAGGUAUUGGAGUGGCCAUCACAAAGCCCUGACCUGUAACUCAGUUACACCAGUUCUGUCUGGAGGAAUGGGACAAAAUUCCAGCAACUUAUUGUAAGAAGCUUGUGGAAGGAUACCCAAAAUGUUUGACCCAAGUACAAACAAUUUAAAGGCAAUGCUACCAAAUACUAACAAAGUGUAUGUAAACUUCUGACCCACUGGGAAUGUGAUGAAAGAAAUAAAAGCUGAAAUAAAUAAUUCUCUCUACUAUUAUUCUGACAUUUCACGUUCUUAAAAUAAAGUAGUGAUCCUAACUGACCUAAGACAGGAAAUGUUUUCUACGAUUAAAUGUCAGGAAUUGUGAAAAACUGAGUUUAAAUGUAUUUGACUAAGGUGUAUGUAAACUUCUGACUUCAACUGUAUAUAUGAAAUUUAGGAUUAAUAUGAUUUUUUUGCAUUGUGAAAUUUUUACCAUAAUGUGUCUGGAUGGUUUACUUUUACAAUUAUUAUUAUUAUUAUUAUUUAACUGUAUUACAGCUCUUUUUUAUAUAAAUUAAAAUGAAAGACAGUACUGAGGGAGAACUACUAUGACGUAUAAACACUUUACAAUUUAAUACAAAUAUACAUUUUUUCACAUUGCUGUAAUGAGAAUUGGGGGGUAAAAUGUGCGUAACUGUCAUGAAAAUGAUCACUUCCCUAAAAAUAGCUUCAUUUUCUAUUUGCAAAAUAUAAUUUGUCUCUUUUGAUUUGGGAGUAAAAUGAUCUGGACAUUUUCUUGACAAGUUUAACCCAAUAAAGCUUAUUUUCCAUCCCUAUUCUUUUUAAUGUAAUGUGAAAAAAAGAAGAAAAAAAAAAAGCAAAGUAUUUAUACAUCAUAGUAGUAUUUGUUGUACUGCCUUUAAUUUAUGCUGAUGUAAAUAAAUGUAUGGUAUAACAGAUUAUUUUUUUUCUCUGUAAUACAGUAGAAAAUUAUAUUACAGAAUUACCAUAAAUAAUAAUGGUUCAAUAACAAAAACCUCAAAUGUGAAACAUCUGGACUAAUAACACUAAUGGAAUUUGGGGGGAAAUAUGCUUAAUUGUCAUUAAAAUUGCCUUGUGAAAUUAUCAUCAAUAUUUAAUUUAAUGCAAAAUACUGUAAUCGUCUUAAAAUGAGCUUUAAUUUUUCUUCUUGCAAAAUAUAAUUACUUUUUCCUUUUGAUUUUAGGGUGAAAUGUGACCUGGACCCGCUUUCACAAGAUUCACCCACAUACAUUGCCCUCCACUUAUAUUGGCACCCUUGGUAAAUAUGAGCAAAGAAGGCUGUGAAAAAUAUGUCUUUAUUGUUUAUCCUUUUUAUCUUUCAUUCAAAAUAUUCACAAAAAUCUAACCUCAAACAAUUGCAUACACAACACAAGUUUUAUCAAAAAAAAAUAUAUAUAUAUAUAUAUAUUUGUCAAAUAUAUGUGUGGCACAAUUAUUGGCACCCUUUUAUACAAUACUUUGCACUGAAAAAUCUGUAUUUUAUUAUGAGAUUUCCCCCCUUUAAUUAUUUUACUUCAAUUAGAGGACAGAUUUUUGUGAAUAUUUUGAAUGAAAGAUAAAAAGGAUAAACAAUAAAGACAUAUUUACCAAGGGUGCCAAUAUAAGUGGAGGGCACUGUAGAUAAGGUCAAUAAAUGAUAACUUAAGAGGGAUGGCAGAAGUUAGUAAGGCAGAAACACAUGGUGGGUAUGCCAUGAAUAAUGACUCUAAUCUGUUCAUAUUAUUUACUGUUCAGAUAUGCUGUCUGUUUAAAGGUGAAUCUAAAGUCAUAAGUCUGGAGUCACCCCUUUGGCUGAAACACUUCAACAUAACAUCUCCCUCACAUAUAUUAAAACAUAUUACAUUUGAUAUUAGCAACCCUUUGCUAUCGUAUAUAAAAACAGUAUUUGCAAUUUUUGUGACGAGCAUUUGAUGGUCUUGAUCGUUGUGCUUUAAACAGGUCUUCUAACAAUGUGUAAUAACAUGUCAAAUGACACAAUAAUGUCACUCUUCCAAGAGAUGAACAUCACAUUAUUCAGAUGCUCGAGAUGCUGGAGAUUAAAUCAUGCUCCUAUAGAAAUAGAUCACACAAAAAAUGUUCAUGGCAUUUUUAACCUGUAUGACUUAGUAACAAGGAAGUCAUAUAGGUUUGGAACAACAUGAGGGUGAAUAAAUGAAGACAAAAUUUUAUUUUUUGGGUGAACUAUCCCUUUAACAUUAGCUCCCAUUAAAGAACCAGUGCAAAUCCGAUGGUGCUAAUGCAGCAUCUGCAGGAACACUAAAACGGCAACAGCUGAAGCUGACUUCUAUGGCAACACUGAAAGAGAGGGCUAAUCUGCGAUCUUGUGAGGUUAUUAUGGCAGUAUCUUCGCCCACUUUUCAUCUUUACAGGAAAAACAAAGCAGGAAAACAGAAGCCUGAAGCAGGUUCAAGACAUAAAGAAUGUGGAAGGAGCACGACCUGAAGUCAUUUAUCAACAACAUAUAGACCUGCAGCUCUUCAACUGCAAGAGCUAACAAGGGUGAACGUCACAAAAACAUGUCCGGGUCAUAUUUCACCCUAGCAUCAAAAAAAUCUUUCCUAAAGAAAAUGAAGCUUGUUAUAUGACCGUUAAGAUUUUUAGCAUUGUGACAUUAUUUUUAAUAUGCAUUUUCACUUCGGAAAUAUGGAUGGCCAAAUUACUCAAAAUUAAAUAUUUAAAUAAAUCAUUAAAUACAUACACUCAUAAUUUUGUUUUAAAAAAGCCUAUUUUAAAAUUUACACAUUUCAGUUUCAUAAAUUUCCAUAAAAUGUAAUUGUCCAAUAUUUAAAAAUUUAUUAAUUUAUUUAUAUAUAUAUAUAUAUAUAUAUAUAUUGAAAUGCGUAAAUCAGAAAUAUUUUUGAAAACAUCAAAAAAACAAUACAAUUAUUAAAUAAAUCAUUAAAUCACUAAAUAAUUUAAGAAAGGUCCUGUGUAUUUCAUUUUAGCACUAGUCUGAGUCCACUUUCAUUUUAGCAUUAUCUUUGGGUCAAAUUUUCAUUUAAGCAUGAGCAUCGUGUCUUUUCAUUUUCAUGAUUAUUUAUUUAUGUGAUUAUUAAAUACCAUUUUGUAAUUAUUAAUCCCAUUAUUUUGAGGUGAUUCUCAAUAUAUUAUCACUGUAAUAUAAUAUUUUCUUUUCAAAUCAGCACAAAUUAAAGGCAGCACAACAAAUACUAUCUUGCUUUAUAAAUACUUUGCAAUUUAAAUAAUAUAUUGUUUUUUUGCAUUUCAGAAAUUAGAACGGGGGGAAUAAUUGUUAUGCAAAUAAUAUAUAUAUAUAAAAAAAUUCUUAAAGUUCUAAAAUGGCCUAGGUGAAAAUUUUGGUAUAAUUUUAAAGAACACUUUUCAAUUUUUUUAAUAUUAUAGAUUUUUAUAAAUUCUCAGACUCAGCCUAAGAAACUGAUUAAAAUAUAUAUAUAUAUAUAUAUAUAUUUUUUUUUUUUUUUUUUUUUUGUGUAAUAAUUGUGCAAAUAAUGUAAAAAAAAAAAAAAAAAAAAAGAAUUCUAAAAUGGUCUUCAUUUAAUCAAACUUGAUUUAUAAAUUUAUUUAUUUAGAUUUUGGGGUGAAAUAUGACCUGGACAUGUUCAUGACAGGCUUCAUGUAAUUUUUACCCAAUGAAAUGAAGAAACAGUUUUAAGAAAAAAAGAGAAAUUAAAGGAUCACAACACAAAGAAUCAAUUCUGUCUGAUGGAUCACUGACACUGUCUACAAAUCAUCUAAAAGUGAAGAAUUCUUACAGUUGUUGGCAUCAGUCAGUCUGUGUCGAGUCCAUGGUAAGUGAAUGUAUGUAACUGUAUGAUUAUAAAAAAAGGUCCAAAUUUUUCUUGCAAAAAAAAAAAAAAGAAAAA